Molecule: messenger RNA, 2830 nt
Organism: Ceraceosorus guamensis
Lineage: Eukaryota; Fungi; Basidiomycota; Exobasidiomycetes; Ceraceosorales; Ceraceosoraceae
Exons: 4
Coding region: 491-2608 (705 amino acids)
Source: RefSeq, a predicted model, not a curated record
CUCUCACUGCAGUGAGACCCACUGCAGCAAAGUGCGCGAUUGUGAGCUCCGCUCGGCACCGUUUAAACAAAAUCCCGACCUUCGUCACAUAUAUGCCCCUCCCCCACCUCAUCCGCCAUUCAUACCGCUUACUCACCAGUCACGAGCUCGACAGGACUUACCUCUUGACCACUUCAUCACUCACGACCAUUUCCCGCUUGCUAUUUUGCUUCGCCGGUCCACAGCGUUGUACGCAGCCUGCAAAUAGACACGCUCUCUUGCUAACCACUCACAACUGCUUGCAGUCAGGGCCGGCUUUACACUUUGCAGCAAGCAGUCGUGCACCCUGGCAAGCCAAGCCAAGCCAUCCACCUUCCUCACCUCUCACUUCUUCUUUCUCGUGACUCGCUAGAUCUAGUCACCGCGCACACAUCACAAGCUGUACCCAGCAUUUCGUCGACGUGGACGACGAGUUCCUGGCUUUUCGACUCUCACAUCUUCAUCAGUCAGGAUGUCGAGCAGUGCCAAGCAGGCUGGCACUCCACCGCAGCCCACACCGGGUCAUAUGCCAGGUACACGGGGAAACUUGACUCCCUCACAAACCAGGGCGCUCUAUAGGUUGUGGUCUCGAUUCUUUAGACUUUGCCAAGAGCCAGCAGCGCCCGGCUCACUUGGAUCGACGAGCAAUUCGGUCAGCGCAAGCAGCUCAGCGGGAGGCAAAAAUGCUGGCGCGAACACACCCUAUUCCACGAGUGGUUCGACGAGUCAAAACGAAGCUUCGUCCUCUUCUCGAUCUGAUCUCAGGGGCAAGACUGCCGCGCACUCGGAUUCCUCUCAGCUUGGUGGUCGAGCGACAUCUAGCCAUACACGACUUGACUCUGGCGUCUCUACCUUGUCUGGAGGUGGAGUGGGUGGAUCCAAGCUGGGCAGAAGGGUGUCUGCUGGUGCUCCUCCCAGCUCGCUGAAUGGCGCCUCCGAUUCGACCUCAACCAAUGGUCCUCAUCUUGGCUCCAGAAUUCCAAGAGACGAUGGAGUAAAAGACGAGCUCAAGACGCUUGAAGAGGCAAAGGAGAUGAGGACAUUCUUGGAUAGGUACGGAGGCGAAAGGCUGAGAACGGUGUUUUGGGAAAUGGUCAAAGGCGAGCAUCCGGAUGCCCUCAUGCUGCGCUUCUUGAGAGCGAGGAAAUGGGACGUGGAUCGUGCUAUUGCCGUCAUUGGAGCUACUGCAGCCUUUCGAAUCGAAAACGACGUCGAAGCUCUAGUUCGAGGUGGUGAGCUGGAACUUUGCAAGACCAAAGGUGGACGCAAUAUCUUCCAAAAUGGAAUUUCAUACGUAUACGGCGCAUCGUACACUGGCGAACCCAUCUACUUCAUCGAAGUCGGCUCCCACUUUUCACAUGCGCAGACCCAAUCGGAAUUGAAGCGCGCCAUCAUUCUGCUGCAAGAAUGGUUGAGCAUGCUGAUGCCUCCUCCAGUCGAACAAAAAGUAGUAGUCUUUAAUUUGCGCAACUUUGGACUGAGGAAUAUGGAUUGGUGGACGGUGUUCUUCAUGGUCAAGACUAUGGAGAGCUACUAUGUGGAGAGCUUGGCUAGAGUAUACGUUCAUUGCCCACCCUGGAUCUUCAGACCCAUCUGGGCAAUCCUGCGCCCACUGCUCGACCCUGUCGUGCGCGACAAGGUCCGUCUUACGAGCACGGUAGAGGAGCUUUCAGAUCACAUUCCAUGGGAUCAUUUGCCGAAGGAUUCGAUGGGCGGCGGGGCAGAUUGGGGUUUCAGCUACCCGCUGCCCGAUUCGCAAGAGAAUGAUUUGCAACUCGAUACUGAAACGCGCGAUCGGUUGCGAGCAGCUUAUUCGGAAAUCGCCAUGGAUUUUGAGCGGUCCACUGCGCGCAUCAUUCGACGGUACCAAGCAAAAGCCGCAUCUCGCUCCGUUGCUGAUGGGUUUUCAUCAGCCGACGUGUCGGACGAGGAUUACGUUGACGAUGACGAUGAAGAAGAAGACGGCAGUGCUAGCUUUGCUGAGGAUCUCAAAGCUCAGCGUGAUGUUUUGGCGACUCGCUUGCGGGUUGCGUGGCUAAGACUAGCACCCUACGUCGUCGGAAGGAGCAAGUAUCACAGGUGGGGCGUGGUUAAUGAUGACGGGAUCGUCCGGUGGAAUUAUCACACGUUAGAAGGCAAGCACGAGGUGCAGACGUGCGGAGAGGGAACCACUCUGGGAGCGUUGGAAGCUGGACUGGAGCAAAUCGAGGCUGCUCAAAAGCAUGCCGAUACGACCGCUGUGGUGGAAGAGCCAUCCCAAUCCAACGGGCUCGUGGUGGAGAAUGGUAGACACAGACGUCAGAGGACUGGAGGUACGGGCACUCGAGCUUUGGACGAAGCGCUCGGUCUGGACACGGGAGAUGUGGACCUUCAAGAUGCUCCGACUGCGCCCGCCACAACUUCCGACAAGACGGAUCAGACCUCUUCCACUGCAAAACCUGCCGAGACAGCCUCUGAAGGAAGUCCCGUCUCACCGCUCAAGACCAUUUCGACCGAUCAGGAGCAGCAGCAGCAGACUCUUGAGACAUCCUCCGUCGAUGCCGUGGUGCCUGUCCAUCCCCUAGAGGCGUCGAGUGACAGUCAGGCAUGAGGCCUGAAGUGCGCUGCCGCGCAAUCAUUCCACCCAGACCUUUUCUCCUGCACUGCUUUCGCCUCCCCCCUUAACCCACCCCACCAGCACUCUUCCGCCCGCAUCGUCUCAUUUUCCCGCUCGCCUUUACGCUCUGGAUUGUCGUUCCUUUGCCAUCUCUUGCUUCCCAUGUCACCUUUAGCCUGCCUCUCGCAAGACAAUCAAUUCGAUUCGAGUCUUGGU